AUGAAUUCAUAAUGUUACUUACAUGGUUAUCCACUUGAAUGUUAGAACUUGUUGUAAGAUCUUUUCAAUUUGAUUCGUGAUGGAGAAGAAUUCAUAACAUUAGAGAGAAUCUUUAAAUUAUUACGAGUAGUUACUCCAACUAUAUAUUACUUUUUAGGCAUGGCAAUAUGAUGUACCAUUCUCCAAUUUAUGUAAAUUACUUAGGAUGUCUAAUUAAUCAUGUCAUCAGAAUACUAAGAAUCAUUUAAAUGAGUUAGCAUUUCAUUAAUUACUUCAUAAUCCUGACAUUUAAAUGACUUAUAAACCCAAGAAGGAUGAAACUGUAAAUACUCCUCCAACAUUAGAUGGAUUAUUUAGAAGAAUAGGAGAAUAGAUUUAGAGGAAAAGAUUGUAAGAGAAAUUGAAUGAUGACAACAUUACAAAUAAAGACAAGUUUAAUUUUAUGCUUCAAUUAUUGCAAGUAGGUUCACCAAGAAAUGAUAGAGAAAAUUCAAUUGUUGUAGAAAAAGUUAAAAGUGUUAGGAAAUUCAAGGAAGAUGAAUUCAAAUUACUAAUAAAACCAAAGAAGACAAAGAGAAAGGCUGAAAGUAUGUAGGAUCCCCCACAAAUUUAAGUUGAAUAAAAAUUUACUAAACUUCCAAAUACCACAUUACAUUUACCAACAAGUAGAAUUAGAAAAUUACAUGAUCGUAUGAUGUAAUAGAUGGAUGAAAUUAGAAUGGAUCCUAAUGUAUAAAAAUUGAGCAAUAUAAUUCAUAAAUCAUAGGGAAACCUGUCAAUCAGGUUACCAUAAAUUUAAUAUAUAUGAAACCACAACGAUAUUUAAUGGAUUUUAAUCUCUCAAAGUCAUAUUUGCCAUAAAAAAUACAAGCAAAUCGUGAGUCAUCAGCCAAAAAGCUUAGCAAUUCAGAAGUCAAUGCUGCUAUGCAAAAAUACUUCUAAUUACUUAAAAAGAAGGAAGGUAAAGUUUAACAUCCAAUAAUCACACCUACUCAAUCCUCUAAGAUUUUAAGUCAACUUGUCACCAAAGUCUCACCAUAACUAGACAUUCAAUUACCUGUUAAACCUCCAACACCAACUGGAACUUAAUCAUAUAGACCAUCAACUGAAAAGAAAGCACAUCAUCGUCCUUAGCAAUCUGUAGGUUAAAGCAAGGAUCUUAUAUUAAAAAAGCUUUAGAGUGCUUUAUUUUAGAAGCCAAAAACACAAUCAUAAUAGGUUACACCUAAAAGUGCAGGAAAAGGUAGUCUAAGUGUCAACAAAUAUUUUGAGAGUACAAAGAAAUUAAAUUCAGAUCAACCACAAUAUUAUAUAACUAAAGUUAAGAAUGCUUUCACCAAACCUAUUCAUGAUGAUUAUUUUAGUAGAAUGUAUAGGGAGCAUUUUUUUUAAACUUAUUAAGGAAUAUAUGUUGCUUCAUAUUUAUCACCAGCUGAUCCAAAAGAUCUUAAAAAUAAAUAAGUACAUCUUAAAUAAAAGGAUAUUUAUAAAAGUAUCUAAUCUAUUUUAACAUAUUUAUAGAUAAAAUUAGUAUAGUCUUUGAUCUUGAUGAAACUUUAGUGCAUUGUAAUGAGAGUCUAGCUAUUCCUAGUGAUGUUAUUCUUACUAUAUAAGUUUCACCUUAAGAAACUAUUAAAGCAGGAAUUAAUAUUAGACCUGGAGCUAUAAAAUUACUUGAAUUAUUGGUCAAUGAUUUUGAAUUGAUCAUAUUCACUGCUUCUCAUCCUUGUUAUGCACAAAAGGUUAUUGAGUAUCUGGAUCCCAAUAAAACAUUAAUCUCACAUAGUUUGUAUCGUGAUAAUUGCAUAAUGACAACUGGAGGAAUGUAUACAAAGGAUUUAAGAAUAUUUGAUCGUCCAUUAAGUCAAUUAGUUUUAGUUGACAAUGCCUCGUAUUCUUAUGCAUGGCAAUUAGAAAAUGGGAUUCCUAUCAUUCCCUUUUAUGAUAACAAGGAAGAUAAAGAAUUGGAAUCCUUACUAAAGUAUUUAAGAGGAAUGUAAGGUUGCAGAGAUGUUCGAGAUUACAAUAAGUUUAUUAUAUAUCUUAAUAAUUUAGAGAAAACCUUAAGUUGCACAACUUCUAGGACCCAUCAGGACCUGGAGCUGUCUUUGAGAAAUUGUUUCAAUAGAAGAUGGAAAUCUAAUGAUA
Paramecium pentaurelia is the source of this 2148-nucleotide messenger RNA. The record is from the annotation of a GenBank genome assembly. Lineage: Eukaryota; Ciliophora; Oligohymenophorea; Peniculida; Parameciidae.